AUGACCUCUAUAAACCUUUAUAAUAACUUGUCCCUUGUCACCCUUCCUUCCCCUUCCUCCACCUCUUGCCACUGCCCUGACCAUGGGCCGCCUAGGGAGCUUGACAAGAAAUUUGAUAAAAUUUUUAACCUCAAAAAUACCUCAAAUAACAACCCUACUAACAUCCUUAAUAACCUCUGCACCGGCCUCGAGACCUUCCUUGGCUUCAACAAAGACUCCAAAGGCUACGACGGCCAGGGGAUAGUGUACUCUGACCUGGAUAGGCUGUGUGACGGGGUGAUGGGAUUUUUGUAUUAUUUGCUUAAGGAUGUCAGCGAGAAACAGCCUUACAGUGUGGGCAAAACAAUGCUAAAAGAUUUUGUUGAGACCGAAUUAAAGCCUAAAUUAUCCACCGGGCGUAAGGGUUUUGAGGUCAUUGAGCAGGUGGCGGGGAAGGUGCGGGAGUAUAAUGAGAGUGUGAAGCAUAGUAACGAUGAUGUGAAAAAUCCCGUCGAUGUUUUACUAAGCUUUGUAAGCGACACAAAAAGUGGUAAGUGGUUUGAUAGGGUUCAUAAAAUUCAGGUAGAUAACGCCGAUGAGCAAGCAGUGAACAAGGCCGUGCAGUCUGUCAACAGCGAGUUGGCGGAUUGUAAAUAUCACGUUGAUAAAUUUAUAAUAGACACUUAUAACGCACGUAAUAGCAUUGCAGAUCUAAACAGCAACUGUAACAAUAAUGUUAAUAGAGCUAAAAAUAACAUUACGCAUGAACGCAAACGGUUGAUUGAGCUGUCGGAUGAGGAGCAAAGAAAAUACGUGGUUAUGGCGAAACAUAUAGGAAAAAUUAUCAAUAGUCUCAGAAGAAGUGUCAAUAUGGUGAUUACAUCGCAGGUAUCCGAUUUGGUCGAACAGCUGAAAAAUAUG
Messenger RNA from Babesia bigemina, 900 nucleotides. RefSeq lists its product as hypothetical. The annotation marks the transcript as partial. The record is from RefSeq and is a predicted model, not a curated record. NCBI's taxonomy places the organism in Eukaryota, Apicomplexa, Aconoidasida, Piroplasmida, Babesiidae. The transcript has a single exon.